Trichosporon asahii var. asahii CBS 2479 is the source of this 2280-nucleotide messenger RNA. RefSeq names its product ubiquitin-protein ligase. Bases 1 to 2280 code for a protein of 759 amino acids. Lineage: Eukaryota; Fungi; Basidiomycota; Tremellomycetes; Trichosporonales; Trichosporonaceae. Gene Ontology annotation, molecular function: protein binding. The transcript has 5 exons. The record is from RefSeq and is a predicted model, not a curated record. Gene Ontology annotation, biological process: cell division.
AUGGCGCCCAAGCCCUCUGGGCCGCAUCUCGCUCAGCGGCUUCGGACGUUGUCCCUCACCUCACCACCGGCGACCGGUCUCUUUUACGCUCGACUCUACUAUGCGCUGUUCCCCCCGACAGAAGCUGAGCAUGACAGCCUGCAUGUCCUCGCAUUGUGUCUUCUCCAGUCCGAUCAGCCAUAUCCCGCCUUGCAAGCGGUCCGUGACUCGGCAAAUGGAGAUGGAGACCCAGACGACAUGGACUACGAGUCAACAGACAAACCAGGCUGCUAUGGCUGCGCAGUGAUCGUCGCCAAAUGUUGCAACCGCUUGUCACGGUUUACGGAGGGACAGGCAGUCCUGGAACGAGCCGUCAGGCGGAGUACACCGAUGAGUGAGUCCCGCGUCAGUUUGACUCAGCUGACAGCAGCGCUCCCGGUCGUUACCCCAGCAGAGACAGCAGCAACUGCAAAUCUCAUGCUUGCGUCUCUUUCGCACAAGGGCAAGUCGCCGAUGCAAGCGGUUGAGUUCUACACCAAAGCACUCAGCGAAGACCCGUGGCUGUGGGAGGCUUUCACUGGCCUCUGUGAUAUCGGAGCUCCGCCGUCACCAGAGACCGUGUUCCCCGAUCCGCCAUCAGCACGCUCAUCAGCCCGACCAUCCCGAAACGCUACCUUAUCACCUGGUCCUAUGCCACGCUCAUCUGCAUCAGAGGUACCGAUUUUCAUCAGCCGAAGACAGAUGAGCCCUUUAGCGACGGCUGCACCGACCACAUCCUCCCUCUUCACGCCCGGCGUUUCGAAUCACCCUCCAAAGUUUGGAAUGCUGGGUAAUCCAAGUAACUGGGAAACGCCUUCAACCGUUGCGGACACAUCCUUCCCCGGUUUCAACGACCAGGGGCCAAGCGGACGCAGAGCAUUGCCAAAUCUGAUGUCCAGCAUUCUUCCGUCGUCACUGCGAGCCACGACCCCUAUCAACGCAGCUCCGGACCUGAUGUCCCGUCCUCCAGCCCAGAAGCGGCCACGGGCUGCGCACGGGCCCCGGAGAUUUGCAGCCGCGGACACGCCAACCGGAGGGCCGCUGGCCGGGGAGUCGCGAUCAAACGGCCGCGACUUGAAGUCGCUGGACACAAACGGAGACAAGAUGCUGGAGGCGCCAGUGCGAAGGAGCUCGCGUUUAAAUGCCAAUGGACCGACGAAACCCCAACCUCGCGUGACGCGGAAGGACCGAUCGACUCGAUCGCAGUCUGUGGCGUCCUCGGCGUCAGGAACCGCCGAGCCCGCAACAUCAGCUGCAGACGCACAGGUUCAAGCUGCCGUCGACGACUGGCUGCGUGACAUCGUGCGCCGAUGCGCGAGGGCUUACCGGUCGCUGAGAUUAUACAACUGCAAAGAAGCUCUGUCAGAACUGGACGAGCUGCCGCUGGAGCUUCAGACGAGCGUUUGGGCGUAUGAGAUGGCGGCGAACUGCUUCUACGAGAUGUCGGACAACGUGAAGAAGCUCAUCUCGGCCGAUCCUUACCGACUCACCGGCAUGGAGCUUUACUCGACUGUCCUGUGGCAUUUGGGUGACACGGCCGCCCUGUCGCACCUGUCGCAGCAUCUGGUCUCGAUCGACAGGGACGCGCCUCAGCCGUGGAUUGCAACGGGCAACUGCUUCUCCCUGCAGCGGGAUCACGAUGAGGCCAUGCGCUGCUUCCGGCGGGCAGCGCAGCUGUCUCCCGGGUGUCCCUACGCCUGGACGUUGUGCGGCUACGAGGCCGUCGCGAUGGAGGAGUAUGACCGUGCCAUCGCAUUCUACCGGAACGCCAUCCGUGCCGACAGCCGGCACUACAACGCAUGGUACGGCCUGGGCGUCGUGUACCUGAACAUGGGCAAGCUGCGACACGCGGAACACCAUUUCCGGCGCGCGGCGGAGAUCAACCCGAGCAACUCGGCCCUGCUUUGCUGCAUCGGUGACGUCCUUGAGAAGGUUGGAAAUCUGCCCGGCGCGCUCGCCGUUUACGACCAGGCGUGCGCUGUGGGUUCGACCGCGAUGAGCGUGUAUCGCAUGGCGCGCGUGCUCGUGGCGUUAGGCAGGAUUAUGGAGGCCAUUUCCGCACUCGAACCACUCAUCCGAGACACGCCGGACGAGGCCAACGUCCAUUUCCUGCUUGGCAAGUGCUACCUCCGCGUUGGACGAAACGACAAUGCCAUGACCUGCUUCACGGCCGCACAGGAGCUGCAGCCCAAGCUGAGCAGCAGCAUCAAGGCGACGAUUCUGGCUCGCGGCGAGGAGGAGGAAGCCAGCGAGGAGGAGUAG